CGGAACCCGUAGGACGCGGAUCGUCCCGUUCCCUCACCCGAAAACACAAACAAAAAGGAAACAGUGCUAGUGGGAAUUUAUUCAAAUUUCCGAGAUUGGAGUGAGCAGGAAAUUUGAAUUCCAACGGCAAAAAUCUCAUCAUGGAAGUGGUGAACCGAGUGACAUUAAAUUUGACUAAGUGGGAUGACAAUAAUUCAACCGCAAGAGAAGAGAAUACUACAGCAGUAUGGCCGGUGCUGGUGGAGGAAAAAGAUUGGGAUGACGGCAAUCCCAUUUUGGCGUUGGUGUUGUUCUCCUUUUGUCUGGCCACCGUCCUGGGCAACGCCUUGGUCAUCGCCGCGGUGACCAGGGAACGUUACCUGCACACCGUCACCAAUUAUUUCAUCAUGUCACUGGCCGUGGCCGAUUGUCUCGUCGGAUCCAUCGUCAUGCCAUUCAGCGCAGCCGUCGAAAUGCAAUCAGACCGGCGAUGGUUAUUCGGUCGCGACCUCUGCGAUGUGUGGCAUUCGUUCGACGUCCUGGCCAGCACCGCAUCCAUUCUCAACCUCUGCGUCAUCUCCAUGGAUCGUUAUUGGGCCAUAACGGACCCGUUCACUUAUCCGAGUCGGAUGACGCCCAAACGGGCCGCUUGUUUCAUCGCCCUCGUUUGGGUCUGUUCCAGUCUCAUCAGUUUCCCGGCCAUCGCCUGGUGGAGGGCCGUCGCCGUCGACCUCGCCCAGCACGACGGCGCCACUCACCUGAUGGCCUCCUCCUCGUCGUCGUCCAGCACAUCCGACAUCAACGAGCGAAUCCAUCCGCUGCCGGAGCAUUGCGUCUUCACCGACGACAUCGGAUACCUCGUCUUCUCUUCGACCGUUUCCUUCUACGGCCCCUUGUCCGUCAUGGUCUUCACUUAUUACCGAAUCUACCGGGCAGCAGUGGCCCAGUCACGGUCCCUUCGGCUGGGCAUCAAACAGGUCGUCAUGGCCUCGACAGGUGAAAUGGGAAAAGGAACAGGGGGAGGAUCGGGGUCGGGAUCCGGUGGGUCGGGAUCGGCCGAAACGGUCGAACUUUUAACUUUGCGCAUCCACCGCGGAGGUCGAGUCGCUUCCGACAAUCGGCGAUGCGCUGCGGCCGCCGCCCUUUUGACCUAUCAGGCGGCCAAUCGUCACCAAUUGCCCAUCGAUCCUUCAUCGACGUCCAGCACCAGCAACAACGUCCUGCAAAUCGCCGACGCUUCCCAACCGUCAACUUUGCAGCGACAACAAUCAGCAAUCGAUCGGCGCCAUUCACAAACGGAGGCGACGAUUGCCGGCCUGUCCGUUUCCUCGUCGGUGGACGGCGACGGCGGAUCGGGACGUUUGCCAAUUGCCAAAAUGAAUUUGAGUCGAAAAUUGGCUAAAAUCGCCAAGGAGCGCAAAGCGGCCAAGACGCUGGGCAUCGUGAUGGGCGUGUUCAUCGCGUGUUGGUUGCCUUUCUUCGUGACGAAUUUGCUCUCGGCUUUCUGUCAGUCGUGCAUCCACAACCCGGAACGGGUCGUCACCGUCGUCACUUGGCUCGGAUGGAUCAACUCGGGCAUGAACCCCGUCAUCUACGCCUGCUGGUCUCGCGAUUUCAGAAGGGCUUUCGCUAGAAUCCUGUGCGGAUGCUGCCCACGUCUGUUUCAUCGCUGGAAGAGGCACAGCGCCAAGAGCGGGAGCAACAACGCCCUAAACCAUCACCACAAUCUCGGAGGAUCGGCGACAACGGCCACGAUUUCCUCCAUGUCGACGGUGGCCAGCAGCCGGCCGCACUCCCACGCCAGUAUCGUGCUGGCCACGACCAGUGGCUCCCAACUGAGUCCAUUGACGGACAGCCCCACUUUUGCAUCUCUGUGUCAUCACUCGACUUCUUUUCCCAUGUGAUUACGCCUUCCAACAUCCCCCCAUCCUAUCUUAUAAAUAUUGUGUCAUUCGAUUCCCUCCCGCCAUGUCCUCCGCAUGAUUGAAUGUUUAAUGUUAUUUUACCUCCAGGGAAACGA
Daphnia pulicaria is the source of this 1999-nucleotide messenger RNA. RefSeq names its product dopamine receptor 2-like. Gene Ontology annotation, cellular component: membrane. The transcript is spliced from 6 exons. Gene Ontology annotation, molecular function: G protein-coupled receptor activity. Lineage: Eukaryota; Metazoa; Arthropoda; Branchiopoda; Diplostraca; Daphniidae. Bases 141 to 1883 code for a protein of 580 amino acids. The record is from RefSeq and is a predicted model, not a curated record. Gene Ontology annotation, biological process: adenylate cyclase-activating adrenergic receptor signaling pathway.